GUUUUAGCCGCAGUUGCGUUCGGUUCAUCAAUGUCAUAAAUUUGCAUAGCAUUUUCCUAUUUGCCAUUUUUUUGUUGGUAUUAUUUUUCGUCUUACAUAAUGUCUUGGAAAUUUGUGGUACAGCCAAAAGCGGGCACCGAAACAGCCUUAGAGGCUUGUGACUAUUUUGUUGAUGAGGUCAUUGAGACGUCUGGAACGCGUGUCUUGGAUGCCCGGGAGGAGGUACGCCAGAUUAAGCAUGGAGAGCUUCGAGGCGCUGUUACAGCCGGGGAUGAGCGUACAGUGCGCGUCCUGCUGUCUGCCUUGGGAAGUGAGCGUCAGAUUAUAGUUAAUAUGGCACCAGCUGGAGCAAACACAUUGCUUUUUAUAUCCUGUCUGUCUGGCUAUGAUAAAAUUACGCAACUUUUGGUGGAUGCUGGAGCCGAUGGGCGGUCACAUGCCGUGACUAAGUACUCGCCCCUCUAUGCAGCCGUCCAUAGUGGACAUUUGUGCAUUGCUAAGCUUAUGCUAGAGCGGUUCCCGGAACUGAUUCAACAGCCGACAGUGGAGAGAUGGCUGCCAUUGCAUGCAGCCUGCAUCAAUGGACACAUUAAGUUAUUGGAACUGCUAAUAAAUUACGAAUAUCCCGAUUACCUCUAUCAGACAUAUCGCGACGAUGAGGGCCAGUGGGAGUGGCGUCUGCCAUUUGAUGCCAAUGCUCAGGAUGUUACAGGACAAACGAGUCUGUAUAUAGCCAGCAUAUUGGGCAAUAAGCAAUUGGUGGAAGUCUUGCUCAAAUGGCAGCUUAACUGCCGUCGCACUCAGGGGGAUUCGUCGUCGACGCCAAUUACUCCCAUUUCACCCACCAGGAAACGCAUUUCAUUUGGAAUCCAGGCAAUUAUGUCGAAACUGCACAUAUCUGGCGAUGGAGAUGCCUCCCUUGAGGCGUCUGGUGCACAAGAAGCUACCAAAUCGCAUCGUUGUCCUCUCAAUGUCAAUUUAUUGUGUGGAGCUACACGAGAGACUGCUUUACUGGCCGCCGUUCGUGGUGGACAUCUAGAAGUGGUGCAGUUAUUGCUCCAACAUCAUGCCGAUCCCAACAUUGUGGCUAAGCCGGUGGAGGAUCAGAAUGAUCCAAAAUGCAGCGAAGAGAUUUAUGGGCUAAGCAAUGUGCCGAUCGUUGAGGCUUGUAAGCAGCGCUCUUUGCCGAUGUUAAAUUUGCUGCUCAAGUAUGGAGCACAGGACGAAAAAGGAUUGGCCAUUGGCUUGGCCAUUGGCGGAGAUGAUGAGGCUAUUUUAAGCCGAUUGUUAGCCCGACGCGUUCACCCCGACUCGGACUAUAAGAUUAACAAAAAGGGCCUUCCCACGCCGGUGGAGGUGAAUGUGUUCCUGCCAUCCAGCAGUAAUAUCUCGUAUAGCGCUAUGUUCCCCAACAUUCCGUCCAUUCUGGACUGGCACAGUUUACAACUGAGUGCAGUUCGCUUGCCUUGGCUUGUCAGUGGAGUCGUUCAGUUGAAUCCCAAGCUACAAUCCCAUCCGAGACUCAAUGAGGUCGCACUGACUGCCAUCACGAGAAUAGAUUUCUCUCAUAAUCAGUUGACAAGUAUUCCCGAUGAGCUCUUUCAAUUGGUUAGCCUGCGAUAUUUGAAUGUGGCCCAGAAUCGAAUCGUAGAGUUACCAACUUCCGUUGCUCUGGGAGGCAAAGCUGUUUACAAUUGUCCCGUAUUGGAUGAGCUUUACAUGCAGGACAAUCAGUUGACCAGUCUUCCAGCUGCUAUUUUUCAUCUGCCCGCUUUAACCAUACUGGACAUCUCGAAUAACAAACUCCAGCAAUUACCUUUCGACUUGUGGCGAGCACCCAAACUUCGGGAAUUGAACGUGGCAUUUAAUUUGCUCAAGGAUCUACCAGUUCCACCCAUGCAGACGAGUAGUUCACUGCUGAGUCUGGAUAAGCUGCAGCUACAGUCUUUCGAUGAACAACCAUCGAACAAGCCGCGUACGAUGACCACAAGAACCCUAAUCCAUCGUAAUCUGUGGUCGUCUACAUUGGAAAUCACGGACAACGACAUGAAAUGGCAGCAGGAGUUGAUGGACGGCCAGAACGGAUCCGUGACUGGAGCCAUUACAUCACAGUUGAGCAGCUUGAAUAUAGCAAAUAAUCUGUUUAGUAGCAUUCCGGCUGCGUUGCCAUGUCUGGCAGUCAAUUUGACCCGUCUUAAUAUGUCCUACAAUAGCCUGCGAUCCAUGGGACAUGUCACUAGUUAUCCCGCCACAUUAAAGCAAUUGGAUCUAAGUCACAACGAGAUUUCCUGUUGGCCUAGCUUGCCUCGCAUUACCGAAUCAGAUCCCCAUUUGCUGUGCUACAGUUAUGUCCAGCUACCGGAGGGAAUCGAAGAAUCGCCCAGUUAUAAGACAACAUCGUCGGUAUCCUCCACGUCCACGUGUUCCUCGUUUCGCGCAUCGGUGCUUAAAAGUGUCUGCCGGCAUAGGCGUCAUCUACGUCUCGAGUCUCUCCGUACUCUCAUCUUGGCCGAUAAUCUAUUGACUCGCAUUCAACUUUCUACCGACGAUGCCUCCACUUUGUUCAAUGAGACCGAAGAUGCGGACUGGAGUGUCUUGGGUGUGAAUAAAUCUAAAGUGAUAUUUCCAAAUCUCUCCAUGCUGGAUAUGACUAACAAUUGCCUGAAGGAGAUACCCCCUUCCCUGCACGAGCUGAGCAGCCUUUCCGUAUUGAAUAUUAGUGGCAAUGUGAAUAUAACCGAGUUGCCUCCGCAUCUGGGACUGCUCUCCAGAUUGUGGAAUCUAAACACUCGCGGAUGUUUGCUGCAGGAACCAUUGCGCUCAAUGAUCGAGAGCAAAAAGCACAAAACUAUGGACAUUGUUGGCUAUCUGAAGUCAAUCUAUGAGGAUGCACAACCCUAUGCUAGAAUGAAACUGAUGGUGGUGGGUGCAGCGGGAAUCGGCAAGAGCACCCUAUUGGAUCUGUUGCGUCAGGGCGUGGGUUCGGGCUCAGGCGCCAGUGCAUCACAGCGCUCUUCGUGGGCCAGCGAGAAUCAUUGGGCCAAGAGAAUGGGUCAUUCGCGAAGCACUUCGCGUUCGCAUCGCGCCAAUCCCAACAUUUCUACAGUCGGCGUUGAUAUUGGCACUUGGAUAUGCGAGAAGAGAAAACGUUCACCUGGCUAUCAUGGUCCUGUUGUCUUUCGAACUUGGGAUUUUGGUGGCCAGAAGGAGUACUACUCAACGCAUCAGUAUUUUCUGUCCAAGCGCAGUUUAUACUUGGUAUUAUGGCGAAUUACCGAUGCAGCUCACAAAGGAUUGACCGAUCUGCUGCAGUGGCUCAUCAAUAUACAGGCUCGAGCACCCAACUCGCCGGUCAUCAUUGUGGCCACGCAUUUCGAUUUGGUGGGUGAAUCUAUCUCUGCACAACAAGCGGAACAUUUUCAGCAGCUUAUUCGAGAGAAAUUCAUCGCCAUUCCAGAUGCAGAAAAGAUUGGUUUACCACGUGUCAUUGAUUCCAUAGAGAUUAGUUGCCGCACUUUGCACAACAUUCAUUUACUGGCAAAUAUUAUCUACGACACUGCCAUGCAAUUGCGAUCUCCGGGCUCCAAGGAGCCCAUGUUGCUACAAAAGAUUCCCGCCAGUUAUAUUGCCCUGGAAGACAUUGCCAAUGUAAUUGCUUGCAAUCUGCGUGCCUCUGGGCGUGAUCCUGUCUUGGAUGGGGAGCAAUACAGACGUCUGGUGACAGAGCAAAUGCGAGUGCACAACUACAAGGGAUUCAGGGAUGCUGCCGAAUUGCAACAGGCCACCACUUGGUGUCAUGAUAAUGGAGUUCUGCUUCACUAUGAUGAUGCCACAUUGAGGGACUUUUAUUUUCUUGAUCCCCAAUGGCUGUGCGAUAUGUUGGCCCAUGUGGUAACUGUGCGGGAAAUCAAUCCCUUUGCUCCAACGGGCGUGAUGAAGUUGGAUGAUCUCCAGUUAUUGUUUCGCAGUGUCCAUGCUCAUGUGAAUGGGAAUCGUAGCUAUAUAGUUAACCUGUUGAACAAAUUCGAAGUGGCACUCACUUGGGACUCACGCACUCUAUUAAUACCAUCCCUGUUGCCGGUGCAGGAGGGCGUCACUCUUAGUGCGGGGACCACUGUAAAGUUAUCUCAGCGUUCUCGUUCUCGGCAUGUUGGUUGCUCCGUAUCGCAAGAGUUGAACUUGAACAAUUUGAUAUACGAACAGUGUUCGCCAGGCAAUUCACCGAGCAGUCAAGGUCUUAGGCGAAUACUCUUGAUGACGUAUUUUCCCUCUGGCUUCUGGUCUCGUCUUAUCACACGUAUUCUGGCUGACGAGCAAAUCAUUGAGGCUAUACGAAGUGUUUAUGUAACUGUCCAAGAUAAAUACUUGGACUUUGAUUUGCGUUCGUCAUUGGAACAGGAUACCCAAUGGAAUCUUUGGCAGACGGGUUUGGCUCUGUAUUAUGGCAAUGUAUUAAUCUUUAAAAUCUGGGAAGUGCCAUUUCAAAAUACUGAGCGUACGCAGCCUUUUCGCACGGCUAGCAAUCGUUUUAAACUCAAACUGGAUGGCAUUUGGGGCGAUGUCAAUUUGAGUUCUUCAAGCAUUCUGGAAGUUUACUUUCCUUUACACCAAAUGACCAUCUCCCAUGAGCUGGAUAAUAGCGAAAGGGAGUUGCUCGCCGAGUUGAAGCCUCAAAUGUCGGCCGUGGCUAAAUUGUUGGCCUUAACUGUGGAUCACAUUGAUCUACUGCUGGAAGAUUGGUAUCCGGCUUUGGGUACAAGAUUUGUGCACACUUCGGAAGGUCGAUUCCUAAUAACCCGUCUUGUCUUGUGUCCACGAUGUUUGCGAAAGCUGCAGAUGCAGAAUAACGGUGAACCGCCCGUGGAUCGAGAUUUACCUGCUUCAGGCAUGGGCUGUCAUAGGCCCAGUCGCAGUGGGAAGCGUGGUGGGCCUAGUAGUGCUUACUUUUUGCAUGGAGCUGGCGAUCCAAGUGAAGAUGGCGGCCUAAAUGUGUUUUCCGCUUACUUAAAUGCAACAGCCAGGCGAGAACGACGUUCAGAGGAUUCACUAAAUGCAGGAUCCGACGCAGAUUCAGGUGUGGGUCCUGAUUCGGCUGAUUCAUCACGCAAUACAUCUGUAGAUGGCCAUCCAAAUUAUCAUCUGCCAGAUAAUUCAAAUGUCUGUUACGCUUGGAUGAUUGAGGAGUGCAUUUUAUCCGUUUACAAUCAAAGCAAACUCAGUUGUCCUGUUCAUCUGGAGCAGUCGAUGGCCCAACUGGCUCCGGAUGUAAUUUUUGCUGAUAUACCAGAGAAAUAUACGAUUCCAUCGGAGUGUAUUAUUAAGGGUUCACUUUUGGGCCGUGGAGCUUUCGGCUUUGUUUUCAAAGCAAGCUGCAAGUUACGUGGAUCCUUCAAACCAGUCGCCAUGAAAAUGCUACAACCAGUUCCACCAGGUGCAAGGGCCAAGGAGAGUGCAUUAAUGGCUUAUAAAGUGGCGUUGGGAAAAUGGGAUCGGGAUCCAUUGCAACACUCCUGCAAGGCUUAUUGCACAGCACGACAGGAAUUGGCUGUACUGCUUACUCUAAAACAUCCGAAUAUUGUUCCAUUGGUGGGAAUAUGUAUUAGACCGUUGGCUCUCGUCCUUGAACUGGCACCGCUGGGCGGUCUUGAUAGUUUACUGCGUCAGUAUCGCCGCAGCGGCGCCCACAUGGGGCCACAUACAUUCCAGACACUUGUGUUGCAAGCAGCACGGGCUAUUGAGUAUCUGCAUCGGAGAAGGAUUAUCUAUCGGGAUUUGAAGUCGGAAAAUGUACUCGUUUGGGAACUACCGCAGCCACACACCGAAGAUAAUCCACGGAAUCAUGUGCAUAUCAAAAUUGCAGAUUAUGGCAUUAGCAGGCAGACAGCACCAAGUGGAGCCAAGGGUUUUGGAGGAACCGAAGGUUUUAUGGCCCCCGAAAUCAUACGCUACAACGGCGAGGAGGAGUACACAGAGAAAGUGGACUGCUUCUCCUUUGGCAUGUUCAUCUACGAGAACAUAAGCUUGCGUCAGCCUUUUGAGGGUUAUGAGUCGAUUAAAGAAUGCAUUCUCGAAGGCAGUCGUCCAGCUCUGACACAUCGCGAGACACAAUUUCCCACUUGUUGUCUUGACCUAAUGGUUCUUUGCUGGCACGAGCAGCCUCGUCGUCGGCCCACUGCCAGUCAAAUUGUCUCCAUACUUAGUGCUCCAGAGUGCAUUCACCUGCUUGAUGUAGUUGCUCUACCCCACAGCGAGAAAGUUGUCUGCGGUCUCUUUUAUAGCCCAAUAUGUGGAGGUGACGAGGAACGUUCUAGUCUGGAGUUAUGGCUCCCAUCCUUUGGAUCUCGCAUUGAUAUUUUGGAUGUCACACCUGGUGGCAACUUGGUGCAAUGCAGCAGCAUCAGCUGUGCUUCUCAGACUCAGAUGGUGCCGCCGGCAAAGACGCCACCCGAAAGCGGGCGUGCCCGAUCUGGCCAUCGUCUGCCCAAAGUUAAUAUGCUUUGCUGCUGUCUAGUGGAAGAGGCCAUUUGGAUGGGCGAUGUGUCUGGCAAUUUGCAUGCCUAUAGUACAGUCAGCUAUGAGCAUUUGUUUUCCUACAUGCUCGAUCCGGCUAUUAAAUCUGCUGUGAUAAGUCUAGUCUAUAUGGAAGGAAUAGCCCGAGUUGCUGUCGGGUUACACAAUGGGCGAGUGUUUCUAGUGGAUGCGACACUGGUGCCAAGUAAUUGUGCAUUUGCCGAAGGAAGUUUCGUGCUCACCGAAAUUUGUUCUGGCUUUGUGUUGCAUGCGGCCUGCUCAGUCUUAGUAGAUGGCAAUUACGAGUUGUGGUGCGGUGAAAUAGCCGGUAAAAUGAACGUCUUUCCCUUAAACGAGUCCGGCGUAUGCGGUCAUCAGGCUCUCUGCCACAGCGAAGAACCCAAUCUGAUUGAGGAUGUUAAGGUCACUCGACUCUGCAGUAAUAAUAGUCAUGUGUUUAGCUGUCUCUAUCCUGGAUGCAUGGUUUAUCAAUGGGGUGUUAGUUCAAAACGGAUUGAAAACAAAUUGGACUGUUCAAAACUGUUGCCCUGCUCCGAGUCAUUGCAGAGUAUUGCCCUUGACGAGCAUGUUAGCUUGAUCAAGUGUCAGAUAUCGGCGUUGGCGGCCCACAAUACAGAGCUAUAUAUUGGCACUACUUGGGGUUGUCUAAUCGUGGCCGAAUUACAAACACUGCGACCGAUCAGUGUAUUCCGACCAUACGAAAAUGAAAUCAAGGCUAUUGUAACUGUGCCCAAUGGCAGCGUAUCAUUAAUUGCCACCAUUGGACGACGCUAUCGAUCACUGAUCUCACGCUAUGUGGAUAUGGCCGAGACUUCUGGCCAGUGCGCUUCUACAGUGAGUACACCCACGCAUGGUGCUGCUAAAUCCUUGCCGCCAACUGAUGUGGACAAUAACAUUCAUUGUCUACUGUGGCGCGCCAAGAAUUGGACCUAAAAAUCGGAUCUCAGUUGACCCAGGGGUGCAAUGUUGUUAAUAAUAAUCGUAUAAAUUUAUUUAAUCGGAUAAUCAAUUUCAUUCCAUUUCUGAUAAUAAACUUUUACUAAUUAA
Drosophila willistoni is the source of this 7578-nucleotide messenger RNA. It is a transcript of the gene Lrrk, whose product is annotated as leucine-rich repeat serine/threonine-protein kinase 1. Lineage: Eukaryota; Metazoa; Arthropoda; Insecta; Diptera; Drosophilidae. Bases 100 to 7464 code for a protein of 2454 amino acids. The record is from RefSeq and is a predicted model, not a curated record. Gene Ontology annotation, biological process: protein phosphorylation. The transcript is spliced from 12 exons. Gene Ontology annotation, molecular function: protein kinase activity; protein binding; ATP binding.